Molecule: messenger RNA, 1041 nt
Organism: Triticum dicoccoides
Lineage: Eukaryota; Viridiplantae; Streptophyta; Magnoliopsida; Poales; Poaceae
Product: BTB/POZ and MATH domain-containing protein 2-like
Exons: 2
Coding region: 1-1041 (346 amino acids)
Biological process (GO): protein ubiquitination
Molecular function (GO): protein binding
Source: RefSeq, a predicted model, not a curated record
AUGACGUACGCGGGUGUAUCUGUCAUCGCCGACGGCAAGCUCGUGGGCGGUUCUACCUCGCCAACCGUCGACGCCGGCACGGCCAGCGGGUACCACUUGCUCGCCGUGGAAGGCUACGCGCCGACCCACAAACCCAUCUGGUCUCGCAGUUUCACCAUCGGCGGCCAACGCUGGGGCAACCACCUGGACAUCGCCGACUUCAUAUCGCUUGAGCUUUGCCUCAUGGACAUCACUUCAUGUGCCGUCAAGGCACAGUUCGAGUUCAGCUUCGCUGAAGACACCGACAAGCAAGAUCCUGCACGUAUCAAUGUUAGCAAAGUAUUCGAGUUUCGGGCAUUCUAUGAGUCCCAUAAAAAACUCAUCAAAAGAGAAGCCUUGAAGAGACACAUCAAGCACAACAGUUUCACCAUACGGUGCGACGUAGUGGUCGUGGACGAUGACACUGCCGGCGCCACUCCUCCCAUCAUCGUGGUGCCGCCGUCCGACAUGCGCCAAAAUUUCACCAAGUUUCUCCUGGCCGGGGAGGGCACUGACGUUGUUUUCCAGGUCGGCAGCGAGACGUUCGCUGCCCACCGUUGCAUCCUCGCGUCCCGCUCUACCGUCUUCAGAGCGUUGCUCUUAGGCCCCAUGAAGAAGGAAGGCACGUCGACGGUGGUACAUGUAGAUGACAUGGACACCACGGUGUUCGAGGCGAUGCUUGGUUUCAUUUAUGGUGAAUCUCUGCCGGUGCCGGCGGACUAUGAGAACCAUGGUGUCAUGCUACAGCACCUGCUCGUCGCGGCGGAUCAGUAUGAUGUCCCGAGGCUCCGAUUGUUGUGUGAGAAGAUGCUGUGCGAGAACAUUUGCGUGAGUACGGCGAUGACCAUCUUGGCGCUUGCUGAGCAGCAUGGCUGCAAUGGCCGGAAGAAGGCAUGCUACGAUUUCCUCCGGUUUCGGGAUAACCUGAGGGAGGCGGUGACCACGGACGGCUUCGAUCAUCUCUGCAGGAGCUGCCCCCAUGUUAUGAAGGACGUGAUCCUUGCCAUGCUUCAAUUUUCAUAG